GUCGAAGCGCGCCCCCAAUGUUCGCGCGCCUGCGAAUACCAGGGCCAUUGAUGCUGGUAAUUGGCGUCUGCUUGGGGCUCCUCUAUGCUCGGUUGUCCUCCAAUGUAUCGCAAGAAAAAGAAGUAUGGCGAGGUGGACACGCUUCGACGCUACACUCUAGCUUUGGGUCGUUCUCGCGUCAACCAAUAGCAAUCCCGACAUUAAAACAGCGAAAACGUGUCUUGGAUCUCCUUACGACCCUUACUCCGCAUUAUACUCGCGAAUGCACGCGCGGUGCACAACCGCUUUACAUUGAACAAGCUAUGGAACGAUACGCACCGCUCAUCGGUCACCAAAUGCCUUCGAGGAACUCAUGGCUAGGAGCACUCGGCCUCAAUCCUUUUGACGGUGCAGUUGAUGUUGAUGCGUAUCAACACGUUCCUCGGGACCUUGUCCCGCAGAAUCACAAGUACUUCUUCGCCAUCAACCUAUACAACUCGUUUGAUAUCAUACCGGAUUUAUUCGCGACUAUGUUCCGAGUCGGUUCUAUCGUGGGAUACCAGAAUAUCUUCAUUUCGAUAUACGAAAACGGGUCAAACGAUCAGACUCAAGCGCUCCUCCGAAUUUUCGACGCUCUGAUGCAUAGCGUCGGCAUGCGCGUUAUUAUCAAGUCAAGUAACAGGAAAAGGGGUAUUCAUGCACAUCGUAUCGAAUACCUCGCAGAAGUACGCAACGCCGCGAUGGCUCCGUUGUAUGAACUUCGAGAUUCUGAGAGCGAGUACUUCGAUACCGUUAUUUUCAUGAAUGAUAUUUUACCUUGCGUGGACGACCUGCUCGAGUUGAUCUGGCAGAGUCGGAGACAGAAUGCUGGAGUAACUUGUGCUGCUGACUAUAUGUAUCAUGAUGAGAUUCGACAACCCGUAUUCUACGAUAACUGGGUCGCCCGAGACAUUAACGGUACUGCACUCGAAAACACACCAUUCGAAGACGUCUUCCACCACCCUUCCUCAUCCGAAAGAUUCCAACGGCACCUACCCAUCCAAGUCCAAUCCUGCUGGAACGGAAUCGCCGUUCUCGACCCCGAACCACUCUACGCCGCUCCACACGUCCGAUUCCGCAUGGCUCGCAUCCAUCAAGGCGAAUGCAGUGCCUCCGAAUGCUCCUUACUUUGCAACGACUAUUGGGCAGCAGGAUACGGCCGAAUCGUCAUGGUCCCACGUGUGAAACUCGCAUACGACAAUAAAGUCUUCGAGAUCGUCCACCCUCCACGUCGGAACCUCUCAGCAAUACGAGGAUACACUCGUCUCGGUGGUUUACCAGAUAACCCACGCUCAGACCCACAAGAUCGAAGUUGGUUCGGACCGCAUGAUAGGUUAUUUGUAGAAGAAGAGUCGGACGAGCUGACGUUUGUGCCUGGACCGGAGUAUGUUUGGUGUUGGGGUUGGGAUGGUGCUGGUGACUUGGACGGACCAGAUGUGGAUCCGGUUUGGGAGAGUAUGCCAAACGCCUCAAUAAAGCCUGAUGCCGUGAGGGUGCGCCACAACAGGAGCUUCAAGAUGCAUUAAAGGAUGGUAUUCGUUUUCGUAGGGACUUUGAUGUUUGUUUGUUUUUCGAAAAUGUUCUGUUGCGAGUUUGGUAGGCAUACUGGGUUCGGUUCGUACGGACAAUUGUUGUUUGCAUACCACACUACUAUUGACUUUGAUAGUGGAUCUAGAUUUUUGUUACGGUAGUACCAACUGUAAAUUAUUCAUAGCAUAUCUCG
This is a messenger RNA of Fomitiporia mediterranea MF3/22, 1741 nucleotides long. RefSeq names its product capsular associated protein. Bases 18 to 1544 code for a protein of 508 amino acids. The transcript has 2 exons. The record is from RefSeq and is a predicted model, not a curated record. Lineage: Eukaryota; Fungi; Basidiomycota; Agaricomycetes; Hymenochaetales; Hymenochaetaceae.